CCCAUCGCUCCCUUUCUUCACCCAUCUUCUCCUGACUCCUUCGUCUUCUUCAAACGCAUCCGGGAGAGAGAGAGAGAGAGAUAGAAAGUGAGCUUUCAGAAAUGGCUUCCACUGCUCUCUCACAUUCGCUUUUCUCCACCCUCAACGCUCACUCGCCAAUCUCCCGCAGGGGAAACAUCGUCCACAAAUCUCCUCCCCUCUCCUUUAACCGAUCGCUGCCCGUGAAAUUCCACCCCAUAUCGGUCCAAUGCGAUAAAACCCAGACCAGUUUCAUCGCCAGAUGUGCACCGGCCGACAUUGAAUCGCCGGCCACCAAGACUGAAACCCCCAUUGAAUUGAGGUACCCAUCAUUUCCGACCGUGGUUGAUAUCAAUCAGAUUAUGGAUAUUCUGCCGCACCGCUAUCCAUUUUUGCUGGUCGAUAGAGUAAUUGAGUACAAUCCCGGAGUUUCAGCUGUGGCAAUCAAGAAUGUUACCAUUAACGACCAGUUCUUCAAUGGUCACUUCCCCGGGAGGCCAAUCAUGCCCGGGGUUCUCAUGAUUGAGGCAAUGGCGCAGGUAGGUGGGGUGGUGAUGCUGCAGCCGGAAGUGGGAGGCUCGCGCAGCAAUUUCUUCUUCGCAGGGAUUGACAAAGUGAGGUUCCGGAAGCCUGUUGUCGCGGGAGAUACAUUGGUGAUGAGGAUGACACUCACCAAGCUCCAAAAGCGAUUUGGGAUUGCAAAGAUGGAAGGGAAAGCCUAUGUGGGAGGCGACCUGGUUUGCGAGGGUGAGUUUUUGAUGGCCACCGGCACCAGCGAGUAGAGUAGAAGAAGGGGAAGAAGAAACUGUUUAUCAAUGGCUUUUUUAUUAUUAUUACUUAUAAAAAAUCUUUUUUUUUUAUCAAAGGCUGGUUGAUUUUUGGGAUAAUUGGUGCUUCUGCUUCCAACUAUCCACUUAUUUCUCAUUGAUCAAAAGCUGGUUGUUUCUGAAUCUUAUAGAGGAUGGUGAUGAUUAUAUGAACAUGUAUUUGGUUUUUGGUUUAUUGAUACUUCACAUUUAACUAUAUAUAAUAUGAGUUUAGUCUUUACUCUAGAUUUGAGUUUUCGUACUUAGGUCAUGUU
Molecule: messenger RNA, 1099 nt
Organism: Cuscuta campestris
Lineage: Eukaryota; Viridiplantae; Streptophyta; Magnoliopsida; Solanales; Convolvulaceae
Source: the annotation of a GenBank genome assembly